This is a messenger RNA of Spodoptera litura, 971 nucleotides long. RefSeq names its product exosome complex exonuclease RRP44-like. Gene Ontology annotation, biological process: nuclear mRNA surveillance of mRNA 3'-end processing; rRNA catabolic process. The record is from RefSeq and is a predicted model, not a curated record. NCBI's taxonomy places the organism in Eukaryota, Metazoa, Arthropoda, Insecta, Lepidoptera, Noctuidae. Gene Ontology annotation, cellular component: cytoplasmic exosome (RNase complex); nuclear exosome (RNase complex). Gene Ontology annotation, molecular function: 3'-5'-RNA exonuclease activity; endonuclease activity.
UAUAUUAGUCACUAAUUGUCACUUUAUGUUUAUGGCAAGCAAUGAAAGUUGUGUACGGGACAAAACUUGGCAAACAUAUCAUAAAUAAGUGAUCAUUAUCUUCUAAAAUAGUUAUAACAGCGUUAUAAUUAUUUUGUACGAUGUGGACCACUAAAACAUUUCUAACCAAAACAAAGCGCGGCAAUAUAAUAAAAAUUGUAAGAGAACAUUAUUUACGAGAUGAUUUACUGUGUGGAUCUGCUGCGUGUAACACAUGUCCUCAUAAAGAUGACGAGUUUGUGUUAGACGGUAAACCGAAGUCAAUAUGCACAUUGUUCUCGUAUCCUCACUACCUGAUCCUCGACACGAAUGUAGUGCUUCAUCAGAUCGACGUUCUAGAAGAAGACGCAUUAUCUAACGUUAUUAUACUACAAACUGUGUUGGAAGAAGUGAAACAUCAAAACACUGCGAUAUACCAGAGACUGUUGGAGAUCAUAGCUAACAAGAAACGAAAGUUUUAUUCCUUCGUUAAUGAACACCAUAAGGAUACCUACAUAGAGAGGAAUCCAGGUGAAAAACAAAAUGAUCGUAAUGACAGAGCAAUCCGUAAGGCAGCGGUUUGGUAUGAGACACAUUUGAGUAUCAACAGUGUUGUGGGACAGUUCCCGAAGAUUGUGUUACUCACUGAUGAUGAGAACAACAGGAAGAUUGCUCAGGAAGAGGGCAUAGUCUGUUGUUCUAUCAAGGAUUACGUUGAAAAUGUGACUGGCUUCAUAGGCCUUCUAGAUAAACUGUCAAAGAAUGUGGCACCAGAGGCUUGUUCAAAGGAUGCUCUGUAUCCUGCUCAUUUGACUCCGGCUCAGAUCCAUGAAGGUAUAAGGGGAGGGAAACUUCAUCAAGGUACUUUCAGAGCUUCUCGGGAUAAUUUCUUGGAAGGCACUGCUGUUAUCAAUGGAUUUGAGAAACCUGUAAGUAUUUUAUUUGUAAAGUGA